AUGCUUAGUGUCUCGAUCCUAGCUGGAGGCGUCGCUGCUACGACAGUCCUCUGUAUUGGAUACGUGGUGUAUAACAUCUUCCUGCACCCGCUGCGUAACUUUCCUGGUCCGCUUCUCUGUCGGGCUUCCCCAUUGUAUCGCCACUACAAGUUCUUGCGUGGAGAGCUUUUGUUCGAGACUGAACGUCUUCACAAGCAAUAUGGCCCUGUUGUGCGCAUCCGACCCAACGAGCUGUCUUUCAUUGACCCAGAGGCAUGGAGAGACAUCUAUGUCGCUCAUGGAGGCUCAGCUCGGCUUGGUGACUUCGCCAGAUAUGACAGAUUCUAUCAAUGGGCUGGUCCCAGCGCUCCAGAGACCUUUGUCUCUUUAGAUAGGCCGUAUCAUGAUUCUAUGAAGCGGCAGCUCUCGCCAGCAUUCUCAGAACGAUCGCUGCAGUUCCAGGAGCCCAUUAUCCAAGGAUAUACGGAUACACUCAUCCGCAAAUUGACUGAGGCUUCAAAGGACGGAAAGCCUGUCAAUCUGCGCGAGUGGUUUAACCACUACACUUUCGAUAUCAUCGGAAAUCUUGGCUUUGGAUCCGACUUUGGGGGCCUUGAAUCUGAGCAAUACCAUCCAUGGGUCAAAGCUGUGAGUCAGAAUGUUAGGGAGUUUGCCAUUAUGCAGGUAUUGAUGUACCUGGGGCUUCAACGAAUUGUCCAUGUUUUGUCAGGCAGCUCCCUUCUGAGGGGGAAGAUACUGCAUGAACAUCUCACAAGGGAGAAGGUCGAGGCUCGCAUCAAGGUGGAAAAGCCAAGACUGGAUAUCUUCCAACCCCUUCUUGACCGAAAACCGCCUCUGCUUAUGGAGAAUGCCACGAUUCUGAUCACAGCAGGCUCUGAGAGCUCUGUCACUCUAUUGGUGGCAGCAGUUUCUCUGCUGACUGACAAUCCAGCCAAACUCCAGAAACUAUCUGAGGAAGUUCGAUCAACCUUCAAGAACGAGGAAGAUAUCACAAUAGUGUCUGUCAACCAACUGCCCUACCUCGCUGCCUGCUUGAACGAGGCCCUGCGAUGUUUUCCCGCUGUCCCGCCUGCGUUGCCAAGAGUCGUCCCCCAUGGCGGUGCAGUUAUCGCUGGCCAUGCUGUGCCAGAGAAUACGGUUGUCGCUGUUGCUUCGUGGGCCACCAACCACUCUGAGCGAAACUUCAAAAAGGCUCUCGAAUAUCAUCCUGAGCGUUUUAUGAAGGACCCCGAAUUCUCUGAAGACCGUUUUGACGCGUUCCAGCCAUUUGGUUUGGGUCACGGAAAUUGCCCUGGUCGCAAUCUCGCCUGGGCUGAAACACGCCUGGCAUUGGCGCGCCUCGUCUACAAUUUUGACAUUGAAUCGGUGCCGGAAAGCAGAGGCUGGACUACUAAACAAAAAGCGUACAUGCUGUGGGACAAGCAGCCGUUUUGGGCAGUACUCAAAGCUAUUCGGUAA
Messenger RNA from Fusarium tjaetaba, 1458 nucleotides. Its product is annotated as Averantin oxidoreductase. Bases 1 to 1458 code for a protein of 485 amino acids. The transcript is spliced from 5 exons. NCBI's taxonomy places the organism in Eukaryota, Fungi, Ascomycota, Sordariomycetes, Hypocreales, Nectriaceae. The record is from RefSeq and is a predicted model, not a curated record. Gene Ontology annotation, molecular function: monooxygenase activity; iron ion binding; heme binding.